This is a messenger RNA of Branchiostoma belcheri (Belcher's lancelet), 1686 nucleotides long. Its product is annotated as carboxylesterase 5A-like. Lineage: Eukaryota; Metazoa; Chordata; Leptocardii; Amphioxiformes; Branchiostomatidae. The record is from RefSeq and is a predicted model, not a curated record.
AUGUGGCUGUGUGCAGCAUCGUCUGGUUUCAGCGACGAUGUCCCUCCUGUGGUGACCACGGCCAGCGGCAAGGUGCGAGGAACGGUGCAGUACACAAACGACCUGCCGGACAAACCUGUCUACACCUUCCUCGGCAUCCCGUACGCAGCGCCCCCUGUCGGAGACCUGCGGUUCCGCGCCCCCCAGCCUGCCGCUCCGUGGGAAGGAGUCAGGGAUGCUACUGAACUGGGACCAUACUGUCCUCAAGACUAUGCUAUGUUAAAAGGGUUCCCCGCUCACUAUCAUCACGCCACUUUCGACGAAGACUGUCUGACGUUAAACAUCGAAACGCCGUCACUUGGAAAUAACGCAAUUCUGCCGGUUUUGCUGUGGAUCCAUGGAGGUGCGCUGUUGGCGGGUGCAGGCGGGAUGUGGCCCUACGCGUCUCUGGCGGCCCAUCAGGACGUGGUGGUCGUCACGAUCAACUACCGCCUCGGUCCGCUAGGUUUCCUCAGCACUGGGGACGAGAACGCACCUGGCAACUUCGGCUUCCUGGACCAGGUCCAAUCGAUGCUUUGGGUCAAAGAGAACAUAAGAAACUUCGGAGGGGAUCCUGACCGGAUUACGAUUUUUGGCGAGUCCGCUGGUGGAGCGAGUGUGUGUUACCACGUUGUGUCUCCUCUCAGCAAGGGUCUGUUCCAUCGUGCGAUAUCUCAGAGCAGCGUCUGUCAGACCCUUGAUGUCAACCCCCAGCCACUGGAGAGAGGGGUGGCGUUGGCAGAAGACCUCGGCUGUGAGACCGGAGACACCGCGAGCAUGGUGACCUGUCUCAGGCAGGCGUCGUCCGAUGACCUCGUCGCCAGUCAUCGGCGUCUACAGAUGAACCUCCGGCUUCAGGGAGCUGAGCUCUUCCCGUUCCCGCCCGUGGUUGACGGGACGUACCUUCCGGGUCAUCCCAAUGAUCUUCUACACAAGGGUGUAGUAAACGUGGCACAGUACCUUCUUGGAGCGAAUGAUCACGAGUACGGAUUUCGUAUCCCUUUGGGGACGAUUCCAAACUUCGGUCAGGGAAUGACAGAGGAGGAAUUUCUCUUCCGUCUGGAGAUGCUCGUGAGCAGGCUUUAUCCUACUUCCAAGAAGAACGACAUCGUGGCGGCCCUACGUGAAGAGUACCAGUACAACCCUGAUGAUUCCAUGGCCAUACAGAACCAGUUCACACAUGUGUACGGAGACCAGUUAUUGGUCGCUCCUACUGUUUUCGUUGCAAAGAAAUUUGCUGAUCAUGGCCAAGUCUACCUGUAUGACAACCGGUACGUCUCAUCAGUAGCCUCCGCUGGUCGGCCGGACUGGGUUGGAUGUGACCAUACGGACGAACUUGUGAUCUUGGCCGGCCUGGCCUUUCUAAACCCUCCAGCUGUGUCUGGGGAUGAUCAUCGCCCAUUUUCCAACGAAGAUAAAAAGACGAGUCUGUACAUGAUGGCAUAUUGGGCCAACUUUGCUCGAACUGGGAACCCAUCUGACGGUACCGGCGGCCCAGCUGACAGCCCCACGGUACCAGAGUGGCCCCAGUACACACCUGACAACCCCGCCUACAUGAAGCUGGAUGUGACGUCAUCUGCUGACAUAGGGCUGAAGACCCAGAAGAUGAAACUGUGGAAUGACGUCAUUCCAAAGCUCGUAUCAUCAUCUGUUAGGGAUGAAUUGUAG